Xyrauchen texanus (razorback sucker) is the source of this 2705-nucleotide messenger RNA. Its product is annotated as protein LYRIC-like. Bases 146 to 1690 code for a protein of 514 amino acids. Gene Ontology annotation, biological process: regulation of transcription by RNA polymerase II; negative regulation of apoptotic process; positive regulation of canonical NF-kappaB signal transduction. Lineage: Eukaryota; Metazoa; Chordata; Actinopteri; Cypriniformes; Catostomidae. The record is from RefSeq and is a predicted model, not a curated record. Gene Ontology annotation, cellular component: nucleus. Gene Ontology annotation, molecular function: transcription coregulator activity. The transcript is spliced from 13 exons.
AGGAUCAAAGAAGCAGUAGUCAUCGGUGGUAUGCUGGCGAGUUGCAACAGGCUGGCAAUGCAAUGUCUUUUCUCGUGUAAUUAUCACAAAAUAUCGAUCUUGUGAAUGAUCACACGCCUGUGGCCACACAAUACAAUACGUCGCAAUGGCACCGGGUUGGCAAGAGAUCGCGGCACAACAUGUGGAGCAGAUCACGGGAUAUGUGAGAGAAAUCCUGUCGACCGCCCUCGUCUUCCUGAAGUCUGAGCUGGGAAUAGACUUGGGUUUGAAUCCCGAUCUGUGCGCUCCAUGGGUGCUGCUCGUAACGGCCUGGCUCGGUCUGGUUCUCAUGCUGGUUUUAUGGGUGUCGUUCUGCAGUGGUGUGUCGAAAAGCUUUCCAGGGGAGCUCGAAAACACCAGUCCAGUUCCACCGGCGAAGAAACCAGACCACAAAUCUGAUGAGCCAAAGAAAAGGAACAGAAAGAAAAAUGCUGAAAAGAAAGCUCAGAGGAAUGGUCUUGCUGUUGAACCACUGGAAGAUGCCGAAGUGGUUGAAACUCGAGGACCACACGAUGUGAAGACUGACAAGGCAAAAAAGAAUAAGAAAAAGCCAAAGCAGCCUGUUAAAGAGAAGAAGUCCUCUACAUCCACUGAUGGCAAAGAACCUGAUGAAGGUACCUGGGAGACCAAGGUCAGUAACCGCGAGAAACGCCAACAACGGCGAAAGGACAAGACUCCGGGUGAUGGGUCAGCCAGCCCAAAAGCAACAGCGGUGUCGAUUGCCACUAAUACCAUGGAGCAAUUCCACACUAACACCGAAGAACCUGAAAUCUUCAUCACCACCACCACCACUACUGCAUCUGCACCUACAGUCCAAAGAGAAGUGGAUGUCGAUCCACCUCAAAUUGAAGCAACUUAUGUCCAAGAGACUGUAAUUCCGCAAGUGACCACAUGUUGGGAGGAAGUGCUGUCUGUUAAUAGUUCUGGCUGGAGUGAUCUUGGCCUGCAGCUUCCUCCUCAAAUGGCCAGUGUUCAGGCAGAGAGCUGGACCAGCAUGUCUCUUCCGACUGAGCAUCAGACUACUGAACCAUCUAUCUGGCCCCAAGAUAUGGAAGGCUCAUGGACCAUUGUGGAUGGAUCGCAUAUUCCAGUCUCAUUCAGUGGAUUAACUGCUGUCCCUGACUUGAGUUGGAGCGCUCAUCCUCCUGUUCAAGUGGAUGACGAAUGGUCUGGAAUAAACAGCACAUCUGCUGAUCCAUCGUCAAAUUGGAAUGCUCCAUCAGAGGAGUGGGGCAACUAUGUGGAGCAGAAGCCAGUGCGCAAAGCACAGAUGGAGAAACCAGUCCUGGAGGUGGCACAGGAGUCUGAUACUGAGAAAGAGAAGGAUGAAGCAGGUGCCCCUGGUAGCGGUAAAGCUAAAAAGAAGAAAAAGAAAAAGAAGGUAGAAGAUGCUGGAGCAUCUGCUCAGUCCCAGGUGAAGGCAGAGAGAGAUGCGAGCGCUGCAACACAGGCACAGAACGCAGCUGGAAUUAUCUUAACUGCCAGGACACGUGUUGAAGUGUCACGUGCAGUAUCAUCAGCUCCUGUACAAACACAGCAGAGACCGGAGCCAACUAACAAGCCCGCGGCAUCUUUACCAACACAAAAAAAAACAGAGGACAACUGGGAGUCUCCAAAACAAGUCAAAAAGAAGGCACGGAGAGAGACAUGAGUGUGUUGCCUGUGUACAGAAAAGAGGAGACAACAUAUGCAAUCUUUGGGUUGUACAGAAAUUCGCACUUGAUCACUGACUGUACUUUUUUGACACCCCUAAUUCGCUGUCUUGUGAAUCCCAUCCCAGUGUCCCCAUCCCAUGGGCAUCUAGACAUUGUUCCAUAACAUUUCACAUCAUACGAAGGGACACUUAAAAAUCAGAGUAGUCUUUCUUUAAGUACAUUAUUUAAAUUGGAAAUUUGUAUUUGCAGCUAAAUGUUUUUUUAAGAAGAAACUAGAUCCUCGGUUCUUUUCAUAAAGCCUUCGCGACAUAUCAAGAGCUGUGUGACCACGACACACUUAUGAUAUACACACAGAGAUGUAAAGGGAUCUUUUAGUCCUGUUGAAUUCCAAGGAACCAAUAGAUCAUUGUUGACCUGUACCAUGAGAGCAUUUCAAUCUUCAUUCAUGAAACACUGGGGCAGCCAGGCUAAACGGAGUGCGCUAACAGAUGUACUUGAAGGGAAAUUUCACCCAAAAAUGAAAAUCUGUCACUUACUCACCCUUGUUCUUCCGUGGAGCAGAAAGGAGAUGUUAGGCAGUAUGUUAGUCUCAGUAAUCACUACUGAGACUAACAUACCCUUUUGUGUUCCAUGGAUUAAAGAAAGUCAUAUGGGUUUGGAACAACAUGAGAGUAAGUAUUUGGAGGAACAAGUGUGUUAUACUGUGGAAAGGAACACACAAAUCAAGCCAUAUGUGUGAACCGCAUCUAACUCUAAGAGACUUGAGCACAAGAAGAUCAUGCUAGUAUAAGACAAACAACUUUUUAACCUGCUUUGGUGAAGUAGUAGUGAUGCCGGCCAGGUGUUUGUGAUCAAUGUUACAACAGGUAAAGCAGUGUCAGGACAAUUCCUAUGCCUUAACUUGUGUUGUACAUGAUGGCAACAAAGAUCUGUCAGUUGCAUGCAGUUUCUUCUUUCUUUUUUUAUUGUGUCUUAAGUCAUGUUUAACAAGUAAUAAAGAGUUUCUUUCCA